Messenger RNA from Sphenostylis stenocarpa, 1419 nucleotides. Lineage: Eukaryota; Viridiplantae; Streptophyta; Magnoliopsida; Fabales; Fabaceae. The record is from the annotation of a GenBank genome assembly.
AUGACGAUUGAUAAUGCUGAGAACCAGGCCAUCAACGAUUGGCUUCCUAUCACUGCUUCCCGGAAAGCCAAAUGGUGGUACUCAGCUUUCCACAACCUCACGGCCAUGGUUGGUGCCGGUGUCCUCACCCUGCCAUAUGCCAUGUCUAUGAUGGGCUGGGGUCCAGGGACUGUUAUCGUGCUACUAUCAUGGAUCGUGACCUUGUUUACCCUAUGGCAAAUGGUGGAGAUGCAUGAAAUGGUGCCUGGUGUGAGAUGCGAUAGGUAUCACGAACUGGGGCAGCAAGCCUUUGGAGAGAAGUUGGGUCUCUACAUCGUGGUUCCUCAACAGCUACUUGUUCAGGUUGGCACAUGCAUUGUUUACAUGGUGACAGGAGGAGUCUCACUGAAGAAGUUUCACGAGACAGUUUGCCCCUCCUGCCAAACCAUUAGGACCUCCUAUUGGAUUGUUAUCUUCGCUUCUGUAAACUUCGCUCUCUCUCUUUGUCCCAACUUCAACUCUAUUUCUGCAGUCUCCUUUGCUGCAGCCGUCAUGUCUCUCACUUAUUCAACCAUUGCUUGGGCUGCUUGCCUUAAGAAGGGCGUUGUACCAGAUGUGGACUAUAGCUACAAAGCCCGCGACACUGCGGAUGGUGUGUUCAACUUCAUGACUGCCAUGGGAGAAGUAGCAUUCUCUUAUGCAGGUCACAAUGUGGUUAUGGAAAUCCAAGCAACAAUACCUUCUACACCUGAGAAGCCUGCCAAGAUAGCAAUGUGGAAAGGAUGUGUGGUUGCAUAUCUUGGAGUUGGCUUUUGCUACUUUCCUGUGGCCUUCAUUGGAUACUAUAUAUAUGGAAACUCUGCCGAUGAUAAUAUCCUCGUCACACUAGAGAAACCUAUUUGGCUUGUUGCAGCAGCUAACAUGUUUGUUACUAUUCAUGUUAUUGGAGGCUAUCAGGUAUUCUCAAUGCCGGUGUUUGAUAUGAUGGAAACCUUUUUGGUGAAGCAAAUGAAAUUUCCUCCAAGUUUUACACUCCGCUUUGUUGCUCGCACUCUAUUCGUAGCAAUGACAAUGAUUGUUGGCAUAUCUAUCCCUUUCUUUGGCUCUCUUCUUGGAUUUCUUGGAGGGUUUGCCUUUGCCCCAACAUCAUUCUUUCUACCCUGUAUCAUUUGGCUUAAAAUCCACAAACCAAAGAAAUUUAGCUUGUCUUGGAUAGUCAACUGGGUAUGUCAUUACAUGAGAUUCUCAAAAUUCUUUCUUAGGAUUCUCAUCGUGUCUAGUAAUUUACUGAGACAAACUUUUCUUAUUUACAUUGCAGAUAUGCAUUGUGCUUGGGGUACUGCUGAUGCUGCUAGCUCCAAUUGGUUCGUUAAGAAAAAUCAUCAUUUCAGCCAAGCACUACAAGUUCUUUUCAUGAGCUGCUUAGAAUCAACUGCUUAG